Molecule: messenger RNA, 1099 nt
Organism: Paramecium pentaurelia
Lineage: Eukaryota; Ciliophora; Oligohymenophorea; Peniculida; Parameciidae
Source: the annotation of a GenBank genome assembly
AUGAACAAAAAUCAUAAUUUUGAGUAGGUCUGCUAGGACAUCUGUAUAUACCAUGAACCAAUAGAAUGUGUAGCAACUCCAAUUUAAAAACAAAUUAACAAAUUGAAUUUAAAAAAAGAUAAACUAAUGAAGAAGUUUGCGUCUCAAAUCAUUAGAUGUGAAUAAAGAAUUAAAUCUCCUUUUUAGAUUGAAAUGUAAAUGUUUAUGUUUAUUUAGAUUUCAAUAAUAAUAAUAGCUAAAUGAUAAGUGUGUAGAAAAGAUGUCUUCUGAACUUGUCUUGUCUUAACCCAAAAAAAACCUAUCUAUUGAUUUAAGCAAAAAGUAUUAUUAAUUUACUAAAACAGAUGGCAUUUAGAUUUAUCAGACUUAACUGAUAAAGGAGUAAGAGAUUUAAGUGAUGGAUUGUCAAAACUUUAAAGUUUAGAAUAGUUAAAUUUAGCUUUGUGUGGGUAUUCAACAAGGUUAUUUAUUAUUAGUUGGGGUUAUUGGAAUCAAAAUAUUACAGAUAAAUCAUUAUAAUAUAUAACUAAUGCUUUAAUACUUCAAAAUCAAUUACAUGAAUUCAACCUUGACCUUAACAUGUGGGCCUAUGAAAAUAACAGUAUAACUGAUGAAGGAGCAAAGAAUUUAAUGGAUGGAAUAAGUUUAUUAUCUAAUUUAGGAAAGUUGGAAUUAAAUUUAAAAGGAUGGGGAGAUGGAAAUUAAGAUAUCACUGAUAAUACUAUUAUAGGAUUAUCAAGAUGCCUAAAGAAAUUAGGAAAUCUAUCAGAAGUCAAAUUAAUAUUGUAAUUCAUUUAUUUCUAAUUAGAUGGUAAAAUAUAGGAAAAUAAGCUAUUAAAUAAUUGAAUAAAACUCUAUCAAAAAUGGAGAAUUUGACCAAAAUAGAUAUAAAAUUUGAAAGGUAUUUCAUAAUUUAAUUUAUCUUAGUUGUGCUCAGUAGUAACCAAUUUAAAAUAAUAAUAUUGAUUUAAAACUUCAAUAAAUAAAAGUAAAUGCAGUUUAAAAAAGAAGACUGCUUUUCUAAGUUGAGGGAGUUAUGAUUACUCUUGAAUCUGUAAUUAAUAAAAGGACACUCUGGGAUAUUAUUUUAAAAUUAUGA